Stegodyphus dumicola is the source of this 1464-nucleotide messenger RNA. Its product is annotated as GTP-binding protein GEM-like. Gene Ontology annotation, molecular function: calcium channel regulator activity; GTP binding; GTPase activity. The record is from RefSeq and is a predicted model, not a curated record. Lineage: Eukaryota; Metazoa; Arthropoda; Arachnida; Araneae; Eresidae. Gene Ontology annotation, cellular component: plasma membrane.
AUGCGAUUACAAAUAUCUCAACAGAAAGACUUCAUAAAGAUAUAUUUGUAUAGUUAUCAAACCAGUAGUAGAGUGGCUGAGACCACUGUUCCUUCGUUCUAUUUCUUAUUUUAUUUCUAUUUAGUUCUAUUUAAAUUUUACUUGCUUUUUUAUGUGUUAUCUCUUUAUUUAUUACUUAUUUUAUUGACAUAUUUAUGGUUUGCAGAUGGCAGUCAAGAGAGAACUGUAUCUUUACUGGUUGAUGGCGAAGAAACAGAACUAUCUUGUGAAGAUCCCAACGAUUCUUCGUACGAAGUCGAUGAAAACACAUUUUGUGCCACUGAUGCCUUCCUCUUAGUGUAUUCGGUAACACGACGAAAGACCCUCACAUUUGCUGUGCAGACACUGGAAAAACUGAGACGUCUGGAAGUCAAAUGCCAAUACUUCUACCCGAAUUUGGGACCAAAGGUUUACAUUUUAGUAGCCAAUAAGGUGGAUUUAGUACGUUGCAGAACCAUAUCAACGGAUGAAGGAAAGUCCCUGGCUGAUAAACUUGAUGUGAAAUACAUAGAGACUUCAGUAGGCUUCAACCACAAUGUCGAUGAACUUCUUGUUGGAAUUGUUACCCAGAUCCGACUAAAAACAAAGCAGCGUCAGACAGCGCAGACGACAGUUAAAAACUUUAUUGCUAGGUCUAUGAAAUUUACUUACAAAACCAGAGGUUUCAUAGAUCGUCUUUUGCAGAAAUGUGACCUUAAGACAAGAUCUUGCGAUAACCUAAACAUUUUGUAGUGUGCUUUACGGCAAAUUUUACUGAAUAGUGAAAAUAUUUAUGCACGAAUGCUGAAAAAUCUUUAUUAAGUUUCAGUUUCGAAAGAAUUCAAAAUAGACAAAUUGUAUGAUGAUUUAAGACAUUGAAAGAAUUAUCGGAAAAUACAAUCAAUUCAAUUUUUUUCCGUAACCAUGAAUUUAUUUCUUGUAUUUGAACCCUUAUUGAGCAGUGUUUUCCAAUAAUUGGGGUUGUUUUCUUUGCACUUAACAAACAUGCUCAUUAACUCAUUUUGAACGUUUAAAUAAUUUUUGUAUUUAACUCUAAAUCCUUGAUUUUAAAACAAUACAACUACAUCUAUGCUGUUACCCAACAAUAACAGGAGCAUAUCAUUUGUAAUGUUCAUCAAAAUGUGCAAGGUUUAAUUGUGGUGAAAAGGUUUGUUUUAAAUUUUGGAAUCAAUCACAUGAUUCAUAUAAAAAAGAAUCAAAUAAACUAAAUUUAUAUUUAAUUCUGAAAUUUCAGAUUUGGCAGGCUUUCGAAAGGAAAGUUCGUUUGCAGAAUCAUAAAUCAUUUCUUUCAAUCCGUUAAUGAGUCUCAUCUCUAACUAUUAAUGACAAAUAAAAUUAUCAAAAUUUGUAAUGUAAAAAUAACGGCUAAAAUUCCAUAAGCCGGGUAAGUUGGCGCCAAACUAUUUUGGCCUUAAAAAUUUGGCG